This is a messenger RNA of Camelina sativa (false flax), 912 nucleotides long. RefSeq names its product glutathione S-transferase T3-like. The record is from RefSeq and is a predicted model, not a curated record. Lineage: Eukaryota; Viridiplantae; Streptophyta; Magnoliopsida; Brassicales; Brassicaceae.
AUGGAUUCUACGAAUCCAUAUUAUCAGUCUUCUUCUUACUUAAACUUGCUUAACAGUCAAGAAUCCGUUGGUAGAGAUGAAAACUUUCGUUUUGAAAGUUAUCAACCUUCUGGACAGAACAGCUCACAAAUGCCUGCUUUCAGCUCCCAACCUUCUGAGGCGCCACCUCUUUCUCAAGAUACACGAGUGGAGCGCAAGGAGAGAAAGACAUGGGCACCUGCUGAUGAUGAAGUACUGAUCUCUGCAUGGUUCAACACUUCAAAGGAUCCCAUUGUGUCUAAUCAACAAAAGGGAGGAAGCUUCUGGACGAGGAUUAGCCGGUACUAUGCUGACACUCCUCAUGCUAGAAAUAGUGGGGAACAGAUGCUGGUGACACAUUGCAAGCAGCGUUGGCACAAGAUAAAUGACCAAACUAACAAGUUUUGUGCGGCAAUGGCUACUGCAGAGAGACUGAACAGUUCUGGGCAUUCGGAAAUUGAUAUCCUAAAGAAUGCACAUGAAAUCUACUUCACUGAGCAUAACAAGAGGUUCAACCUUGAACAUUGUUGGUGUCUGUUAAAGAAUGAGCAGAAAUGGCUAAGCCUUAAUGCUAUUAACACGCCUCCAUCUCAGCCUGCAACAAAGAGAAAACCAGCUGCCGAAGGUUCACAAUCAUCAAGCUGCAAUGUUGAGAACUGUGAGGAUAGGCCAGAAGGGGUCAAAGCUGCAAAGGUGAAAAGAAACAAUUCUCAGUCCACAAACACGAAGAGUCUUGCUGAGUAUAAGAGCAUGUGGGAUGUCAAGAAAGAGGAAUUGGCUGAGAAGGAGAAACUACAAAAGCUGGCCAUCCUAGACACUCUCUUAGCCAAAAAAGAACCCUUGAAUGCGAGUGAAGAAAUUAUUAUGAACAAGAUAGUGUCUCAGUAUUUAUGA